AGCAUGGCUGUCAGUAUAAAUUUGAAGCUUGAACAAUGCGCUUCCUCUCGUCACGUUGGUUUUUUUUGUUUGUGCAUUUUGACGAAAAUGUUAUCAUUUGUGAAUUUGAGAAUGCUAAAUUAUGGAGAAAUAUAGGUGCUGUGACGUGAUACAUUUCGUUGGACGAGGUGAAAAUAACGCGAAUUCCGAUAAAGCAGAGGACGAAUCAAAAUGACUUCGAGGCUCGACCGCUUGUUCGUGCUGCUGGAGGCAGGGUCGGGGGCGGCGACGCGACGGGCUGCGGCGCGGCAGCUAGGCGAGGUGCAGCGCGCGCACCCGGAGGAGUUGCACCGCCUGCUCGCGCGCCUCAUGCGACACCUGCGCGCGCCCGCCUGGGAGACAAGAGUUGCUGCAACACAGGCGGUGGAAGAGAUCCUAUCGAAUGUUCCUGAAUGGCACCCACCUGCAGAUGUUAAAGAUGAAGACAACGAGACAGAAGAGUCUGGGCGGCUGCGGUGUGAGACCUUCGACAUUGAGCGUCUGCUGCAAAAUGGCGCGCAGCUCAUGGGCUCCGAGGGCAACGAGUAUGAUAUGGAGGACGUGGAACUAUCCGCUACAGAUAUAUCGGAGCGUAUGGCGAAACAGAGGCAGCAGUUGAACGCGAAGCUGGGCUUGGACGUCGCCUCGACACUGGGGAUAGACCUUAGUAAUGUGUAUACCAACGAGGACCUGUGUCCGACCACGCCAGUCAAGAAUGAAGUUGCCAAGAGGCCGAUCCAAGAGCUGGUCCUGCAGCAGACGAGGCCAUUGAGUUCUCGCGAGAUGAACCUGGCGCGGCGGCGCGCGCGCGCUUCUUUCGGCAAGCAGAAGUCACGAGAGUGUGACGACGCCCCGCCCACUCCGCCCGUUGAGCCCGAGAGGAAGAAGUUCAAGAUGGAGGGCAAUGAGGAUUACGUCGUGGACAGCGGUCUGGCGGUGCCGGAGCGCGGCGGUGGGUGGGCGGGGGCGCGGCGCUGGCCGCUGGAGGCGUGGUGCGGUGCACUCCAGGCGCAGCUGUUCAGCGCCGCGUGGGAGGCGCGACACGGGGCAGCGGGCGCACUGCGGGAGUUGCUGCGUGCACCUGUUGCUGCCAGUGCUGACCAUCGAGCCGGGAUGACACCGCAGCAGAUGGAAGACGCUCACCAAGAGUGGUUAGAAGACAUGGCGCUGCGACUGCUUUGUGUGCUAGCCUUAGACAGAUUCGGGGAUUUCGUAUCAGAUCAGGUCGUCGCGCCCGUACGUGAAACGUGCGCGCAGACGUUGGGCGUGGCGCUCGCGCGUCUCCGUGCGCCGCGCGUGCGUCUCGUCGCGGAGCGGCUGGCGACGCUCGCACGGCAGCCGCAGUGGGAGGCGCGUCACGGUGCGCUAUUAGCGUUCAAGUACCUGCUAGCGGCGCGGCAGGAGGUGGCUAUUGAGUGUGGAGUGUUAGAGCAUCUUAUGGCGGGGCUGGAAGACGUAGCGGAGGACGUAUCUGGCGUCGCUGCGGGUGCGCUGGCGCCCGCAGCUGCGGCGCUGGCUGCGUCGCGCCCGCUCGAGUUGCCGCGUUUGGCAUCCGCACUUUGGCAGCUGCUGCGUGCGACUGACGAUCUGGCCGCGCCCGCGACGCACUAUAUGGCGUUGCUGGCCUCCCUCAUGGCUCUACCUGCGGCUGCGCAACUGUUAAAGCCAAUAGACCUAGCGGAUGUGCUACCUCGGCUAUGGCCGUACCUAGACCAUUCGGCGAGUUCAGUUCGAAAGGCGACGCUACAGACUCUGCGUACGUUGACCAAACCACUCGUAACAAUUCAGAACGGUGACAGUUCUAAGCCGACGGAGAAUGGGAAUAGUGAGCACUUGGACUGGACGCCCGAGUUGCUGCAAGAGGCCAUGAGAUACAUCUACCAGAGGAUACUGUUCGAACAUGUUCAUGAAAUACAAGAAAUUGGUCUACAGGUGUGGAAGAAUCUAGUCCGGUACGCGAGUCUCGGCUCGAUCCUGUUGGCGGCGUGUCCGAUGUUGUCGCUAUGGCUCUGCCUGGCGAUGCAGCCGGCUCGCGCCCCAGUCGAUCCAGCGUUGCUGCUACAGCCGCCGCUCAAGGAGCGGCGCACGCGCACCAGCUCUAUGGACGGCGAGGAGGAGGGUGAGGCGCGAGGGGCGCAGAAGUGGUACGUGGGCGGCAGCGAGUCACAGCCCGCCCCUGUCCGCGACCGCAACGUCACGCGCGCGAGAUGUCUAGCCGCUGAUAUGUUGGGUUACCUAUCGUGCUACUUGGUACAGCCAGCGCCCGGCAUCGAUUACAAGGCUGAAGACGAGAGCCCCAUAGACUGUUAUGUUAGGGUGAUGGUGGUAUACGUGCGGUCGGGGAGCGCGCUACAGCGGCUCGUCGCGGCCCUGGUAUUGGCUAGUUGGGCGCGGCGCACGCGCGAGUUGCGGCUGUACCCGCCCCCUAUACCGCCGCCCGUACCGCCCUCGUCAGACGUGCAGCCUUAUAUACAGAACGCACAAGCGUCUGAUAAACAAGCUGCGCAGGCACACGGUGAAGCAACGGCUGAUACACAGAGCACUGUGACGAAUAACGGCGACGUCGAGCGGGACCUGGCGCCGCCGCUGCUGCGGACGACGCUGCUGGCGGCGCUCACGCAGGCGUUAUACUACGACGAGGUCGCGCUCAACUGUAACAGAAUACUCCAAGAAGCUCGAGAUCUAUUGGCUAUGAUGAAACAUUACAAGUUGCCCGUCGAAGACGAAGGGUUCAACAAUAUCAUGAGAUUAGAACAGGUAGUUCAUAUGACCACCAUGACUCAGCCAAUGGUAGCCGCUAUGAAGUUAAAACGCGUGGCGCAAACUCUAGAGGAGAGAAGAAAGACUUUACAGACGUCCGUCAACCAGUGCUCCAGUGAACAGACGACUCUGAAUAUAUCCGUGCAAGCGGCGCUGGCGGGUGCGUGCGCGGCGCUGCGUCUAGUCCCAGAGCGUCUCAACCCGUUGGUCCGUCCGCUCAUGGACGGGAUCAAGCGGGAAGCGGCGAGAGAGUUGCAGGAGACUGCCGCGCGGGCCCUCGCCGAUCUAGCGCCGCAGCUGCUGUCCAGAGAUCCGUGUCCGAAUCACAAGAUAUUGGCGAAUUUGAAGGCGUUUCUGAGAUGUGAUCCAGACUUCACGCCGCGUAUAACUCUUGAGAGCUCGGAGGAGGCGAACGGCGACUCCGGCAGCGGCGAGAGCGGCGCGGAGGGGAAGGAGGAGUCCAGUCAUGGCGCUAAAUUGGACAUGUACAAUGGGAUCCUGACGUUACGAGAGCAACAACGCAGUGUGGAUAGGACGCUGCCACGGCGCGGGCGCCCGCCCACAGCCAGUGUCGACCUUAGCAUGGAGGAAUUAUUCCCGCAGGAGGACGAGGCUCAGAAACUCCUUCGUAUUCAACGGCGCGGAGCGACGAUGGCUCUCAACUGUCUGACGGCGCAUUUUGGCGAUGAACUGCCUGAGAAGCUGCCGAAACUGUGGGAGUUUAUUAUACAGCCUUUCGAGAAAGUUAUGAGCGAUGCUGAGCUGGAAGCUGUAUCGGUGGAGGUGGCAGAGGAGACAGUAUCGCGACUACAGGUGCUAGAAGCGGUGGCGGGCAACAUUGGCAGCGGUCUGUGGCCGCGGCUGCUAGCGGCGCUGCCAGCGGCGCUGCGUUUGACCCGCGCGCCGCACACGGCUACGCGGCAUAUGGCGGCGCGCGCGCUCGCUGCGUUGGCGGCGCGUGAACCGCAGAAAGUGCUGCCAGUGCUGCUGCCUGAGCUAAUAGAGGCGUUGACCGAGCUGUCGAGCGAGCGCGUGCGGUGCGGCGCGGCGGAGACGCUGGCUCGGAUCGUCGACACACUGCGGCUGCAGGUCGUGCCGUAUAUCGUGCUGCUCGUGGUGCCUUUGCUUGGCCGUAUGAGUGACCACAAUGAGGCCGUACGCACGAUGUCAACGCGGUGUUUCGCGACUCUUAUCCAGCUUAUGCCUCUAGACGGGGCCAUACCCGAGCCUGAAGGUUUAUCGCAGGAGAUGCGCGAGCGAAAGGCGAGAGAUAAAGACUUCCUGGAGCAGCUGUUCAAUCCCAAGUCGAUAAAAGACUACAAGAUACCGAUACCAGUGUCCGCUGAGUUGAGGAGUUAUCAGCAGGCGGGCGUGAACUGGCUGCGGUUCCUACACGACUACAAGCUGCAUGGCGUUCUGUGCGACGACAUGGGGCUCGGCAAGACGCUGCAGUCGGUCAUUAUGGUGGCCGGCUCGCACUACGAGCGCGACCGCGACCAACUUCCGCCGCUGCCCUCGCUCGUCGUGUGCCCGCCGUCGCUCACAGGGCACUGGGUGUUCGAAGUGAACAAAUUCAUACCAAAGAAAUUCCUCAAGCCGCUACAGUAUGUGGGUACGCCGGCCGAGCGCGAACGCCUCCGGAGUCACGUGCAAUUCUACAACCUCAUUGUGGCCUCGUACGAUAUAGUCAGGAAGGACAUAGACUUCUUCAGCAGCUUCAAGUGGAACUACUGUAUAUUGGACGAGGGCCACGUGAUCAAGAACGGCAAGACGAAAGCGUUCAAAGCCAUCAAGCAGAUCGUAGCACACCACCGACUUAUAUUGUCCGGUACUCCUAUACAGAACAACGUGGUCGAACUAUGGUCGCUAUUCGACUUCCUACUGCCUGGUUUGCUGGGGUCGGAGCGUCAGUUCUCGGCGCGCUACUCGCGACCCAUCCUCGCCGCCCGCGACCCGCGCGCCGCGCCCGCACAGCUGCAGGCCGGCGCGCGCGCGUGUGAGGCGCUGCACCGACAGGUGCUGCCGUUCCUCCUACGGCGCGUCAAGGAGGACGUUCUACGCGAAUUACCACCGAAGAUCACGCAGGACUACUACUGCGAGCUCAGCCCGCUACAGCGCAGCUUGUACGAGUUGUUCAGUAAAGAACAUUUGCCGGAUGAUAUUGAGAACUCCCAUACUCAUGUGUUCCAGGCACUCCACUACCUCCAGAACGUAUGCAACCAUCCCAAGCUCGUUCUGACGCCGGAGCACCCUGAGGCGGCGCGCGUGGCCCGACAGCUUGCCUCCUCUGGGUCUACGCUUGAUGAUAUCGAUCACGCUGCGAAACUGCCAGCACUUAAGCAACUCCUACUCGAGUGCGGCAUCGGUCGUGGCGGCUGCGUCGCGUCCGCUCACCGCGCGCUCGUGUUCUGUCAGCUCAAGGCCAUGCUGGAUAUUGUGGAGAAAGACCUCCUCAAAACGCACUUGCCCACCGUCACGUAUUUGCGUCUAGAUGGCAGCGUGCCACCGCCGAGGCGUCACGCGAUCGUCACGCGGUUCAACACUGACGUGUCUAUUGAUUUGCUGCUACUGACUACUGCGGUUGGUGGUCUCGGUCUGAACUUAACCGGUGCUGAUACGGUGAUCUUUGUGGAGCACGACUGGAACCCCAUGCGGGACCUGCAGGCGAUGGACCGCGCUCACCGCAUCGGUCAGAAGCGAGUCGUCAAUGUAUACCGUCUGAUCGCGCGAGACACGAUCGAGGAGAAGAUUAUGGGACUGCAAAAGUUCAAGCUGAUGACGGCUAACGCAGUGAUCAGCAGCGAGAACGCAGCCUUGGAGACGAUGGGCACACACAACCUGCUCGACCUGUUCCAAAUGUCGGGGCCCUCCAGCGGCCCUUCGCAGCCCUCGGGGUCAAAGUCCGUGUUGGAGACCCUGCCCGACCUCUGGGACGAUAAGGACUAUGAGGAGGAGUAUGACAUGACUAACUUCAUUAAGAGCCUGAAUAAGAUUAAACAGUGAUCGCGUUAGCCAAAGGAUAAUGUUCAAUGUUUGCCUUUUGUUUUGUAUCGUAAUAAAUACCCACGGUUAUUGUACUAUCGACGAAAUUGAUUCAUAGGCAUUUGACGGACCUACGUCAUCUAUAGUUUGU
This is a messenger RNA of Aricia agestis (brown argus), 5911 nucleotides long. RefSeq names its product TATA-binding protein-associated factor 172 (gene Hel89B). Bases 211 to 5781 code for a protein of 1856 amino acids. Gene Ontology annotation, molecular function: ATP binding; DNA binding; ATP-dependent chromatin remodeler activity. The transcript has 34 exons. The record is from RefSeq and is a predicted model, not a curated record. NCBI's taxonomy places the organism in Eukaryota, Metazoa, Arthropoda, Insecta, Lepidoptera, Lycaenidae.